AUGGACUGCUCAAUAUGCUUCGAUAGUUUAUCAAGUGGAACAACAGCAGCAGUGAAAUGUGGACACGUAUUCCACUUGAUAUGCAUACAGAAGUGGUUGCAACACACUCACUCCAAUAAACACUGUCCAGCGUGUCGAUACGCCAUUCACACCCAACACGACCUCAUAAAGCUCCACCUCGGCGAUAGCGAUGAAAGCAGGGAUGUGAAAGUGGAGAAGCUCUUGGAUAUAUCACGCAAGAUCCACUCACUCACUCUCAAACGCGAUCAAGGCAGUCUAAGAGUGAUAUUCGAAGAUAUUCUGCAGAUCGUCAGUGGAUGCGAUAUAAACGAUGAAAAUACAGCAAAGUUACUCAGGAUUCUCUCAAAAGAACUUAGAGGUUUGAAUGAGCGUCUUGAUCAGAGCAGGACGGUAGCUGAGUUGAACGAUAAGAUAGCGUCGCUUAGUGAUCUACUAGCCACAUUCGACGCACACAAGAAAAAGGAAAUAGGGAAACUUAAACUCGAUCACACUAAACAGCUGGCUAGAAUCUCCGCUGAGGAGGUACACCUCCGCCACAGCUACGAGAAAUCUCUGGCUGAUAACGCCAAAGUUAAGAAAGAUCACAGCUUACAUAUCACAAUGAAGGAUGAUAGACUGGCGCAGAUGGAGAGAAAUGAGAGCAGACUACGUGGUUUGCUCAGCGAUAGUGAGACAGCACAGAAUAGAUUCAAGAGUAAUAUCACGGAAUGGAAGAGGAAAUACGACAAAUUGCAGAAAAAGAAAGAUGAGAGGGGUAACGGGGGUGAGAAAGGUGGCAGUGAUAGCGCUUCAAACAAUGUCACACCAAGCACUUGCACAUCUAAAGCCAUCCACAUCGAUUCGAGCGACGCAGAAGUAGAAUCUCCCAUUGCACAAAACAAAUUGAAACGCACCAACAAACGCAAGUCAGAUGACGUGCUCAUUCUACCACCCGACGACGACGUCGAUCUCGCUCUCGACGAACCCUUACCCUCAUUCGCAGUGAAGAAGCGUGCUACGGGGGCUGGCGUUACUCAGGGACCAGUAUCAGGACCUAAAAAAGGUCCCAAGGUUUUGUCGAUAUCGCGCAACACACUUAAACAACCCACUCACUCCGCUAUACCUUCAAACUCCCUACUAGCAUUAGGACCUAAGAUGCACAAGAAGAUACCCACACACCCUCCGUACAAGCGGUAA
Molecule: messenger RNA, 1197 nt
Organism: Wallemia ichthyophaga EXF-994
Lineage: Eukaryota; Fungi; Basidiomycota; Wallemiomycetes; Wallemiales; Wallemiaceae
Product: Alcohol-sensitive RING finger protein 1
Exons: 2
Coding region: 1-1197 (398 amino acids)
Biological process (GO): protein ubiquitination
Molecular function (GO): ubiquitin protein ligase activity
Source: RefSeq, a predicted model, not a curated record